This is a messenger RNA of Ostrinia nubilalis (European corn borer), 2574 nucleotides long. RefSeq lists its product as uncharacterized. Gene Ontology annotation, biological process: proteolysis. The transcript has 22 exons. The record is from RefSeq and is a predicted model, not a curated record. NCBI's taxonomy places the organism in Eukaryota, Metazoa, Arthropoda, Insecta, Lepidoptera, Crambidae. Gene Ontology annotation, molecular function: serine-type endopeptidase activity. The coding region runs from base 72 to 2435 and encodes 787 amino acids.
AUGAGUACAUUGCCGUAAACGCAGCGCCGGCGGACCACGGUUUUGAGUGAUUUUCUAAGAAAUAAACAAAAAUGAGACUGGUUGUAGUGUUAGCGGUGGUGUUAUCAGUUUCAACUGCAGCUGAUUUUGAAUCAGAACAUGGAUCAAGGCAAAAGCGACAAGACGAUAGAUGGAUAUGGGGACCAUUUAAUGAUGCACCAGUUGUAAGAGCUCAGUCAGAACAAAUAACUGCUACAGAAGCACCUGCUCCUGCAAAAUCAAAUCCCUGUGACCCGUUUAAUCCUGUCAAACCUGAUUUUAGAGCUCCUGGACGAAGAAAAUCUGACGUCAAAUGUUUCGAAUACAUUUGGGAGAUGAAACGUCGAAAUGAUCAACAAGAAAGUCAAAAAAAAUGCCAAGACUACCUCGUAGAAUCGGGGAAGCUACCUUUCUUCAGACAUCUCGUGAUUGGAGGCAAAGAAACUUUGCCUGGAGAAUAUCCUCACAUGGGUGCCAUUGGCUGGAAGGCCAGCAUUGGGACGUGGAUCUUCAAAUGUGGGGGGUCUCUCAUCAGUGAGAAGUUUAUUCUGACCGCAGGCCAUUGCUCCAAGGCGUCUUCGAGGGACACCAGCAUAGCCGAUGUCGACCCAAAGAUCGUGAGGCUUGGGGACAAGAACAUUCUGGAUAUUAGCUACAACAACCUCGGACCAAGAGACUACAACAUCUCCCGGGUGAUAGUUCAUCCUCUAUACAAACCGCCGAAGAAGUACAACGACAUAGCUCUGAUCGAGUUAGCAACUCCUGUGGACUUCGACAAGUUCACCCAGCCAGCUUGUCUAUGGGGAAGACCAGAUCUUCAAGGAAUCAAUUCUGCUUUUGUGACUGGAUGGGGCGUUGUUGAAACAGCUGGUAAAACUACAUCUCCUGAACUGCAAGCAGCCUCAGUGGACUUGGUGGACUCCCAACAGUGCGACUCUCUGCUCCGGCCGUCUUGCAACAGACACUGGUGCGGCAUCCAGAAUCACCAGAUAUGCGCUGGGAAGCUGACUGGGGGAGUCGAUGCCUGUCAGGGAGAUUCCGGCGGUCCUCUUCAGUUGAAAGUCUCUCUUCCCAUCAAUGACCAAGGCUCCAUGAACCAAGUGAUAGGCGUGACGUCAUUCGGGAUAGGCUGCGGUCUUCCCAACUUGCCUGGGAUCUACACGAAGGUCUCCAGCUUUAUCGACUGGAUUGAGAACAUCGUGUGGCCGUGGUAUAAAUUAAUUCGAAAGUGUAUGUUAAAUGCAGUGCCUAAAUUAGUAUCGGUAGAGGAAGCUGACAGGAUGGAGUGGCCGGUUAUUAUAAUUUCGCUCCUCCUGCUCAUUAUGAGCAACAACAACGAAGCGUUACAGCUCCCGUUAACGACGCCGCCGCCUAAAGAGGAAACAAUACCGUUUAAAAUUCUACCAAUGAAUCCUUCCUUGGCGGAAAGAUUUGAGGAUACGGAGCAAAAUAAUGAAGACUACAAGGCCGAUGAUCCCUGCAACUACGACCGAGUCAACCACACACGACCUGAAAGCUCAAGAAAAGGCAAAAGAGUUAGCGAUAUCAAGUGCGAUGAAUACUCGUGGGACUACUGGACAAGAAUUAUUGAAUCUGAUAGGCGUGCGGAAGAGUGCAAGCAGAAGUUGAAAGACCCAUCUACAGUAUUUGGCGGUAUGGAUGCUAAAUAUGGAGACUUUCCACACAUGGGUGCUCUUUUUGGUAUCUCGAAAUCUAAUAAAACAGUGUUCGAGUGUGGCUGCUCCCUUAUCAGUUAUAAGUUCGCGCUAACCGCAGCGCACUGUGUAACAAUUAUGCAAUAUAGACCAUAUCGGAUACGGUUUGGAAAUACAUCAGGGAGUGAGGGUAAGGGGGUUUCGCUGGAUGUGGGCAUUAAAAAUAUUUUUAUACACCCUAACUAUAGUCAACCAUAUAAGUACUAUGAUAUAGCAUUAAUGGAGUUGGAGCGCGAGCUCAAGACUCAGGCGCAUAUUAGACCGGCUUGCGUCUGGAGCGGCGCCGUUGGUAAUAAAUGGGUGGCGAACAUCACUGGAUGGGGAAAAACAACACCAGAAUCAAAUUCGGCGUCAAACAAUCUUAAUUACGCAGAAAUCGAAAUCUGGGAGAAAGGCAGUUGCAACAAAUCAUUAAAAGGCCGACCUAACCGGCUCUGGAAAGAUGGCCUGAAAGACCACCAAUUUUGCGCCGGCAAACUGGGUGUCGAUACUUGUCAGGGAGACUCAGGAGGACCAAUUGGGAUCAGAAGGCCGUCUAAUUAUUAUGGCGAAUCUGGAUUCAUGCACCACGUGGUUGGUAUCACGAACUUCGGAAUAAAAUGUGGGACGAAGUUACCAGGAGUGUACACCAACGCAACCACGUUCUUAUGUUUCAUCGAGAAGACAGUGUGGCCUGAAGAGCCAAACGAAUUUUGUCCUUAAAGUUUAUUUUUGUCAGCACAUUUAAAUUUAAAUUAAUUUUAUUAGUAUAUUAGCCCUUUUUAUGGUAUUAUGACACCACUUCGGGACAGCUAUUAUCGGCUGGUGUUUGCUGCUGGUUAUUUAUUAUAUGGACUAUUUA